UCCUUUCCCUUCAUAAUAACUGCAAACGAGCCUCAGAACACUAGACUAGACACCAGAAAAUGGGAGAAUUCUUCCAUGAGCAAGAGAACUGAGCAUAACCAGAUUCAAGGCAGCAUCUUUUCUUCACACCAUCUCAUCUAGCAAUUCAAAACACCCUCACUCUUUGCUAUUCCUUCAUCAAAACCAGAAAAUCCCCCGAAUAGAGAAAAUGUUGCAGAAUCAAUCACCUCAAAUUCUCCAAUCUCCAGCCAGAUUGGGUUUAACAAACCCUAAUUCACCAUCAUUCUCAAACCCAGCAACACCUAAACUCACUUCACAGAACCAUUUCCAACAACAACAACAACAAACCCCAUCUGCAAUCGCAUUACCUACAGCAACAAUAACAACAACUUCUUCAUCCUUACUUUCUCUACUCCCACCUCUAUCUAGAGCUCAAUCUCUUCUCCUCCAAAUGGCUUCUCUUGCUUCUAAACUCUUUGAAGUUUCCCCAAAUCGAGCAUCAUGGUUCACUUCUUUUCGUGGUUCACUUCCUACUUUCUUAGCUUCUCAAACCCUAACCCUAAAUCCACCUCCACCCGAUUCUACUCCUACUUCUCCUAAAGAAAUCAUCUCGCUAUUCACUUCUCUUCAAACUCAACUCUUUGAAUCAGUUGCUGAGCUUCAAGAAAUUCUUGAUCUUCAAGAUGCUAAACAGAAAAUUGCUCGAGAGAUUAAAGCAAAAGACGCGGUGAUUCUUGCGUUUGCGAAUAAACUUAAAGAAGCUGAAAAUGUUCUUGAUCUUCUAGUUGAUGAUUACUCUGAUUAUCGUCAACCUAAACGAUCAAAAUCACAAGGUAAUUCUGAUGAUACUGAAAUGACUUCAACUACUACUACUAGUAUUGCAACUUCAUUGAAAUUGAAUGAUAUACUGUCUUAUGCUCAUAGAAUUAGUUACACAACAUUCGCACCACCUGAAUUUGGGGCGGGGCAAGCUCCGCUUCGUGGAGCUCUUCCUCCUGCCCCACAAGAAGAACAAAUGCGUGCAUCACAAUUGUAUAAUUUCGCUGAUCUUGAUAUUGGAUUACCUAAGAUAGAAAGUAAUGAGAAGACCAUUGAGACAUUGGUGGAGGCUCCUGGAUUAGCCACAGAGAAUAAUAAGCUUGGUGAUUUAGCAGCGGUUCAAGGUUUACUCCCCCCACACCUUACUAUUCCAUCAGGUUGGCGUCCUGGGAUGCCUGUGGAAUUGCCAGCUGAGUUUCCAAUUAUUCCACCAGCUGGAUGGAAACCAGGGGAUCCUGUUCCGUUGCCCCCAUUGGAUGCUAUUGUUCCGGGUAAGGUUGAGGAACAACAACCACGUCGUGCUCCUCCAAUGCCAGUUAAGGGUCCUGAACCAUUUCAAGUUCCGCACGUACAACUUGAUAUUGACCAGGAAGAUAGCAGUAGUGAAUAUAGUAGCGAGGGAAGUUCCGAGGAAGAUUAAGUUGAGACUGCAACUCAUUUAAAUUGUCGCGCUCUUUAAGUAUUCCGCAUAACUAAAAUUUGUAAGCAUACCUGAGUUGUGCUCUGUUUUUCGUACUAGGUCUAACCUUGGGAUUUCAUGUAUUGAAUAUUUUGAAUUUUAUGUUACUUUUUCAAUAUAAAUAUGCAAUUUAACCACUCA
Molecule: messenger RNA, 1639 nt
Organism: Papaver somniferum (opium poppy)
Lineage: Eukaryota; Viridiplantae; Streptophyta; Magnoliopsida; Ranunculales; Papaveraceae
Product: mediator of RNA polymerase II transcription subunit 4-like
Exons: 1
Coding region: 209-1459 (416 amino acids)
Biological process (GO): regulation of transcription by RNA polymerase II
Cellular component (GO): mediator complex; core mediator complex
Molecular function (GO): transcription coregulator activity
Source: RefSeq, a predicted model, not a curated record